Aspergillus steynii IBT 23096 is the source of this 4727-nucleotide messenger RNA. RefSeq names its product putative ABC multidrug transporter. The record is from RefSeq and is a predicted model, not a curated record. The transcript is spliced from 8 exons. NCBI's taxonomy places the organism in Eukaryota, Fungi, Ascomycota, Eurotiomycetes, Eurotiales, Aspergillaceae. Gene Ontology annotation, cellular component: membrane. Gene Ontology annotation, molecular function: ATP hydrolysis activity; ATP binding; ABC-type transporter activity. Gene Ontology annotation, biological process: transmembrane transport. Bases 293 to 4663 code for a protein of 1456 amino acids.
CUUUCCUGCUCCACCUCCAGUCAUGGCCAGGGUCGGCUUUCUAUGCCUUUCUGACCAAGUAUUAGCUCACCACAUGAAGCUUGGCUUCCCUUUUGAUCAAGCAUGGAUUGGAGAUCGGUGGAUCCGCCUGGAUCGGCUCCAGGCACUCAUCCAAGUAUAUAAAGCCCGUGGCAUCGCCUUGCCCCCCAAGGUGUUACUGUACAUGGAUUGCCACCAACCCCGGCAGCUCGCUAUCUGAUCAUAUUUUUCUUCCCCCCGCCCGAUCAAGGGUCCUUGAAAAAGGUCGUGUGAAAUGCCGGCCCAUCUUCAUGCCUACCUGCACGGUGCUCCCUCGCCCACCUCCAACGCGGAGGGGGAGGGCCAGGCCGAUAUUAUCUCCUCGCCUCGAGUGCAUCUGUCGCAUGAGGACGGGGACGCCAUCGCGGACAUUCAUCGGACCCUGACCGAUCCAAGCAACCAUGUCCCGGUCCAAGAAUAUCCCGAGCCACACUCCUCGUUCGACAAAUUCCUCGAAGCCGAACUCCAGGCGGGUCGCAAGAAGUCCAACCUUGGCGUGUGCUUCCAGUCCAUCUCCACGUGGGGGGACGGAGGCGACCAUGCCAAUGUCAAGACCCUAGGGACGGCCCUCUGGCGCACGUUGACCUUCCAGGACGUGUACGAAUGGACCGUCAAACCCUGGCUUUCCGGCAAAAAGCCCCACGACGGGCGGGAGUUAAUUCGCGAUUUCUCCGGCGUGGUGAGAAGUGGCGAGAUUAUGCUUGUUUUGGGGAGGCCGGGCGCCGGUUGCUCAACGUUCCUGCGCACUAUCGCUGGCCAUCAUUCGUCUUUUCUCGGCGUGACGGGCUCCAUCGAUUAUUCAGGCCUAAGUCUCGAGGAGGUCAAGAAGCAUUAUCGUGGCCAAGUGGCCUACGUGCCCGAGGAUGACGUGCAUUUCCCCACUCUCAGCGUGCGACAGACCUUGGAGUUUGCGCUUCAGAGCAAGUCGCCCAAAAGGUACCAAGAACGAAUCCCGAGAUAUCUCGAAAUCUAUGGGCGAGUUUUUGGCAUGUCCCAUACGAUGAACACGCUGGUUGGGAACGAAUACAUCCGCGGCGUGUCGGGUGGUGAGCGUAAACGGAUCUCCAUCAUCGAGUCUCUUGCUACCGAUUCGUCUGUGAUGUGUUGGGAUAAUUCCACUCGGGGGUUGGAUGCUUCGUCGGCUCUGGACUACGCGCGCAGUCUUCGAAUCAUGACUGACACGUGCGGCAAGGCAACGCUUAUGACGCUCUAUCAGGCGUCGGAUGCCAUCUAUGAGCUGGUUGAUAAGGUGUUAUUGCUGGACGAAGGUCGGAUGAUUUACCAAGGCCCCGCUCGCGAGGCGAAGAGAUACUUUGAAGGAUUGGGAUAUGAAUGCGCCGACAUGCAGACCGUCUCGGACUUCCUGACCAGCAUCACGGUCCCCGAGAGGCGGCGAUUCAAACCGGGGUGGGAACAGCGCACCCCCAAAGGACCCGUCGAACUGGAAGAGGCGUUUAGGAAAAGCUCGGCGUACAAGAAGAUCGAAUAUGACGUCCAAAACUACGAGGACCAGCGAUUCGGCGGCAAGAGCACAGGAGCGUCCCAGACCGCGUCGGACUGCGGAAGUGUGGAGGAGUUUAAGAAAGCCGUGCAGACCGAUAAAUCUCGCUUCGUGUCUCCCAAGUCCCCGUACACCAUUUCGUUGUUCCGACAAGUGGUGCUGUGCGCAAAACGUCAGAUUUGGCAGAUUAGGGGCCACAUGUCGCCUUUGUACAUCAAGCUGAUCUCGGCGGUCGUUUACGGUCUGCUGGUUGGGUCCAUGUUCUAUAACCAACCUCAAACCACCGAUGGAAUGUACUCUCGCGGCGGUGUCAUCUUCUACUCGGCAAUCCUUUUGGCCUGGCUCCAAAUGUCCGAGUUGGAAGAUGCAAUGCAAGGGCGAGAUAUUCUCAGCCGCCAAAAGAAAUUUGCCUUCGUCAGACCCAGUGCGGUAUGUUUGGCCAGGGUUAUCGCCGAUUUCAUGGUAGGGGCCGCUAUCACAUUCCUAUUUCUGAUCGUGGUAUAUUUCCUGUCAGGUCUCAAGACAAAUGCUGGAUCCUUCUGGAUCGACUUUCUCUUCAUUUAUCUCUGCACCAUCUGCCUGACUGCCCAGUUCCGAUUGUUCGCUGCCGCCUCGUCGAACUUCGAGGUUGCGCUGCGCUACUGCGGUGUUUCUGUUCUGUUCUGCAUUGUUUUUGGUGGAUACGUUCUCUCAGUGGACAAGUUGAUGCAAGAUGUCCCCUGGGUCGGAUGGAUAGCUUAUACAACUCCAGCACUUUAUACCUAUGAGGCCAUGAUGGCUGCAGAGUUUCACAAUACCGAGUUCAGCUGUGCACCAGGAUCGGUCGUGCCAUCUGGUCCGAAUUACACGGAUGUCGUCUACCAAACCUGCGGCUAUGCAGGAAGUCAAGUUGGGACUACCGUGGUGAACGGCGAUGAUUACCUUGCGGUUAAGUAUGGGUUCUACUUCAGCAACGUUUGGCGCAACUUUGGAAUACUGUGCCUCUUCACAGUUGUUUACAUUGCCGGGACUUGCUGGCUGAGCGAGGUCAUGGAGUGGGAGCCGGAUAGUGCUGGACCUAUUCAACACAAGAAAUCUUGGGGACAGUCUAAGUCAAACAGGAAGCGCGCCGGAGACGAGGAAAGCAACGCCGUCCCGACAGGUCCCCAGGCCGCUGCACCUCGUGCCACGAUUGAGAAGCCGGGCCAAGCCCUCGCAGGAACCCAGUCAACAUUUACUUGGGAUAGCCUGGAAUUGAAUGUCAAAAUCGGAAAGGAAUCGAGGAAGCUUUUGAAUGGUGUUCGAGGCUACUGCAAACCAGGGUCAUUGACUGCCCUCGUAGGAGCUUCCGGAGCGGGAAAGUCUACAUUGUUGACUGCUCUCACCCAGAGGCCCAGUUCGGGGGAACUCACUGGCACGAUGUAUGUCGAUGGACAGCCUAUAGACCAAACGUUCAAUCGUCGCAUUGGAUAUUGUCAGCAGAUGGAUAUCCAUGAUGAGACUAGCACGGUCCGAGAAGCAUUCGAGUUCUCUGCACUUCUCCGCCAGAGCACUGCUGUAUCUGAGCAGGAAAAGCUGUCAUACGUGAACACGGUCAUCGAAACGCUUGAUCUUGUCGAUCUGCAGGACGCCAUAAUAGGUUCCCUGGACAUUGAGAAGAAAAAACGAGUUACCAUUGGCGUGGAGUUAUGCGCUAAACCUGAGCUUCUGCUCUUUUUGGACGAACCAACUAGUGGUCUCGAUAGCCAGGGCGCUUCGAGUAUUGUAGCAUUACUGCGGCGCUUAGCUGACCAGGGAUUGGCCAUUCUUUGCACUAUUCACCAGGCAAAUCAGGAGCAGUUUGAGCAGUUCGAUCGAGUUUUGGCACUCAGUCCUGGUGGAAAUACUUACUAUUUUGGAGAGGUCGGAGAAUCCGGGCGCUCCAUCUUUAAAUACUUCUCUGAGCAUGGUCAUCAACCAGAGAAUGUUACUAACGCGGCGGAUUUCCUUAUCGAAGUUGUCGUUGGUGGCAUGAAAGACGCUGCACAUAGCGUCGAUUGGCCCGAAGUAUGGAAGCGAUCUGCCGAAGCAGAGGAUGUCCAGAAUGAGAUACACGCAAUCCGCAAUAAGAGCGAGAAGUCAUCGGACGCGCCACAAGUCUCACAGUGCAAGAUGUCUACUCCGUCGAUCUUCCGGCAGACGUCCCUUCUGACCAAACGGACACUGCGGCAGUAUUGGCGAAGUCCAGAGUAUCCGUACUCUCGUCUAUACGCCUCGUUCCUCCAUGCCUUGAUCAACGGCCUCACAUAUUUGCAGAUUGGCAACAGCUCCACUGAUUUGCAGUCCAAGGCUUUCUCGUGCUUUCUCGUCUUGAUGCUUGUACCCGAGUUCAUCAACGCCAUUUCAAUGCGGUUCAUCAUGAAUCGUGAUAUUUGGAAAGCGCGCGAGGGCCCCAGCGGCAUCUAUGGCUGGGUUGCGUUCUGCACCGCUCAAAUUGUUUGUGAAAUCCCUUACGCCGUGAUCAGUGCCGUGAUCUUCUAUGUUCUCUAUUACUUUAUUGUGGGGCUCCCUCUUGGGUUCGCAGCAGGAUAUACCUUCUUGAUGUUCUUCCUGUUCUUCCUGUUUGCCACGUCCUGGGGCCAGUGGAUUGCAGCGAUGAGCGCCGAUUCAUUGGUGGCAGCCACGUUGAUGCCAUUCUUCAUCAUCAUGUGCGAGUUAUUCAACGGCAUUUUGCAGCCGCAUAAGAACAUGCCCGCAUUCUGGGGGUACACGAUGUACUAUGCAACGCCGUUCACAUACUGGAUCGGUGGCGUCCUGACAUCUGUUCUUCGUGGAAUGCCUGUCGUCUGUAACGAGAGCGAACUCACUAUCUUCGAGAGUCCGCCUAAUCUGACCUGCGGCGAAUAUGCCGGGGCAUGGCUCGAGGAGAAAGGUGUGGGCUAUCUAUACAACCCCGACGAUUCUGGGAAGUGUGGCUAUUGUGAAUAUAGCUAUGGAGACGACUAUCUUUCUGGAAUCGGGUUAGAUUCGUCCAAGAUUUGGCCAUUUUUCGGCAUCUUCACGGCAUUUGUCAUUUCCAAUUAUCUCAUGGUGUAUUUGCUUGUUUACGUCAAGUCGGUGAUGAAGCCUUUCUGGCGCCGGGGAUAGAGGAUGCAUAGGGUUAGCAUUGAUCUGUAUAUAGCCAUUGCAUGGUACAUAUUUCGAGAUUCGC